This is a messenger RNA of Hansenula anomala, 1350 nucleotides long. RefSeq lists its product as uncharacterized. NCBI's taxonomy places the organism in Eukaryota, Fungi, Ascomycota, Saccharomycetes, Phaffomycetales, Wickerhamomycetaceae. The record is from RefSeq and is a predicted model, not a curated record. Bases 1 to 1350 code for a protein of 449 amino acids. The transcript has a single exon.
AUGUUGUGGUGCUCUGCAAUCGUGGGAUGUACUGCUGGAUUAUACUGUGCUACUAAUGGAUUAGGCGCUGGUGGUGGGAAACCUGGCUAUGCACAAGUUGCAAAUAUCGAUACUGCUAUUGGUGAUGUUCUUUGGCUGUUUUCCUCCUUAUUUGCAGGUACACUGAUCAAUAAACUAGGACCAAAUGUUUGUAUGGUUUUGGGAAGUUUGGCUUAUCCAAUGUAUAUUUCUGGAUUUUGGUUUUAUGAUAAACUUGGUAUUGGUUAUUAUUCUUAUUUAGUUUCUGGUGUUGCAGCUGGUAUAUUGUUUGGGUUCUUAUGGACAACACAAAAUUACUUGGUUACUUGUUAUGCUACCGAAAACCAUAAAGGGUUUUUCGUUGCUUGUAAUUGGGGUGUUAUUAACUUGGGUGCUGCUCUUGGGUCUGUUAUUGCUAUUGGUGUUAGUAAAGACAAAACAGAAAGAAGUGCUGGUGUUCCAUGGUAUUUAUAUCUGAUCUUUAUAAUAAUAAACCUUGGUGGAGCAGUAAUGGCUAUUUUCCUCAAACAUCCCAAAAAUGUUGUUAGAAAUGAUGGUUCCAAGAUUGCAGUUUUCCAAAAUAGAACUUUGAAAGAGAAUUUGGUAGCGUUGAAACAAUCAUUAAUGGAGAGAAGAAUCCAAUUGAUGAUCUUACCAUUAUUUUCAGCGGAGACAAUUUUAGCACCUGCAGCUAACUUGAAUGGGUUUAUGUUCAAUGUUCGGUCAAGAACUUUAAAUAAUUUUUCAUUUUGGGCAGUUCAAAUUCCUGGAGCAUUUGCAUUAUAUUUUUUACUUGAUCAAAAGGGGAAAUCAAGAAAGAUGAGAGGUUACAUGGGGUUAGGAUUGACAUAUUUUUUUGUAAAUUGUUUCUUUAUUGGAUUCUACAUAAUGUAUGGUGCUUGGGGUAAAGCCAAAUUUGAUCCAGCUAGUCCAGAAUCCGAACUACCUGAUUUAGAUUGGUCAAUGAAAACAUAUGCUGGUCCAUAUGUUUGGUAUGUUUGUGGUGGUAUCGCUUUUGGUCUUUUCCUAGAUAUGAGACUUUGGAUUAUUGGUGCAUUCAGUAAUGAUCCUCAGAAAUUGAGUUUAUACUCUGGUGUUAUUCCAGCUUGUCAAGCAGGUGGUAUUGCCCUAGCCUUUGGAUUAAAUGCUACAUCAUUAAGCUUCACAAGCAUCAUGGCAAUCUGGUAUGUGUUUUAUAUGGCUAGUUUGCCGUGCUUGAUUCUUUGCAUCAAGUGGUAUAUUACAGAUACAAACUAUUUUGCUGAACAAGAUGUCAUUGUGCCACAAGAGGCUAUUCUUGACCAGAAAGAAGUAAGAUUUAGAUCGAUCUAA